Penicillium robsamsonii is the source of this 1161-nucleotide messenger RNA. RefSeq lists its product as uncharacterized. The coding region runs from base 1 to 1161 and encodes 386 amino acids. NCBI's taxonomy places the organism in Eukaryota, Fungi, Ascomycota, Eurotiomycetes, Eurotiales, Aspergillaceae. The transcript has a single exon. The record is from RefSeq and is a predicted model, not a curated record.
AUGAGGCGGUCCAGAGUCACCGGUCGAUCCAAACCCAAGGAUACAGAAUUCGGCUGGUACUUCGCUGGUGAGCCAAUGGAGAAGAGACACUCUCGGAGCGGUCGAAUCAGGUUAGUUCGUUAUGGACCUGAGAGGGAAAUUUGUGUCCACAGUCGAUGCCCGUCGCCAUCUCCCAUUCCAGAAAAUGCACCUUGCACCUGCGGCAAUAGAUGCAAGGUUCACCCCCACGGAACACGCUCCCCAUCCCCCAGCAACACCGACUCCUCUCUCUAUGGGGCCAUACGAUGCUGCGGAGGAUGCCAUGCUAUCAGACGCGAGCGUGAGUCCUCUCCGCAGGUGGAGAAAUUAAUCUGCACCUGCAACCAUCGGUGUGCAUGUCACUCGCCUGAAACACGCACCGUCACGCCCAGCGCCAGUGAAUAUUCUAGCUCUGAAACAGCCACAAGACGCCAUGUUAGCCGCCACUCAUCCAGACGUGAGCGUCGUUCCAACGACGCACGUCCCACCACGCCGAACAGCAGUGAUUUUUCAGACUACGAUCCGUCCAGAAGACGGCGCACCGGCCACCGCACGACAAAGCGGCAACCAGAGCACCAUCCGCAGGUCGAGGAGUGCCAAUGCGAGGCCCACAUACCCCCUCCCAACACCCCUGCCGGGCCAAGCCAGAGGUACAAGUCCCCGCGUGCGUUGAUCGCGACAGCACCACGCCCCAGUCCAGUAGUCCACCGCCACCACUGUUGCAAGGCGUCUUAUUGCGAAAGUCACCCAGAGGGCUGCCGAGCUACAAUGCCGAGACCGACGCCAACUCCGACGCGCUCUCCCCGGUCUAGUGAUAAGCCCCGUCACAGCUUGCGGGAAAAAUCAGACCCGAAAUACACUUACAGGAGGUCUGCUUCUCCUCCAAAGCAGAUGCCCCCCAUGAAGCCCGUGACUUCCCCCAAGCCUACAUCUCCGCGGCCUGAUGUCCAUCAUUGUACCUGUUUCCACAUGGAUGAAUACCAUGCCGAUGAUUCUGGAUAUUAUGAUGACACUGUUUCCGAGACCUCUAUUCAGGCCAUGCCUGAUCAUGACAGGGAUGUGGAUGAGUCAUUUUGUGUUUAUCACCACCGUUGCCGUCCGAGAUUCGAGUGUGGUCUUGGCUGGGUGUGCGGGAGGAAAUGA